GGAAUCAGUUACUCGCAAAAGAUUCUCCCGGCACACACACCUGCCUACUGUUCUCCCUCAUUCUCCCUCUUUCUCCCUCUCUAGAAGUCCCGAAGAGCUUUUACUUAUUGUUUUGAGGAAGUGCAGUGGAAAAAAGAGGUUUCGAAAGCGUCGCCGUUCGUCUAGUGCCCAGGAACUCCUAGAUCAAUAGAUUCCUUUGUUUUUGUUUUUUUUCUAACGGAGUACGAAGGGAGAAGGAAAAUGCCGCGUGGAGGAAGCACCAGGAAGAGAAACAGCGGGAGGGACAUGGAUGAGAGCGAUGACUGGUGGGACGUAAUGUUUCAGCUGGGUAUGCCCGUCCUCUACAUCCUGGGCAUCAUCACAGGCAUCAUCGGAACCAUCUGCCAGGGGGUCAUCACGGAGUAUUGGUCUAACCUCGAACCGGCCGUCUGCUUCCUCUAUGCCAAGACCGCCACCUCCUCCGUCGUGUACACCUUCGGCAGCGCCCUCGCCGUGUGCAAUUGGGUGACAUACGGCGGCGUGGUGGCUAUCAUCAUCGCCUUCAUCUCCGGCCUCGUCUACACCAUCCAGGUUCGCACCCACAAGGACCUGACCAUCUCCGCCGCCUGCUCCGUGACGGGCAUCCUGGUGACCUUCCUGCUGAUGUUGGCGGUCACCUGCACCAUGGCCGAGGGGAUGAGAAUUACCUGCACGUCGAUGGGACUCAACUCCGCCAACAAUAAGGGCGAAUCUUGCUAUGAGAAGCUGGACAAGAGGGCCUUGGGGGAGCAGCUACCCGUACAAACGUCCACCAUGGUUCGUUCUGCUAUGGUGGCUUUCAUCGGCUCCACUGUCAUCUUCUUCAUCAUCGCCUGCUUCCACCUCUCAGACUUCUACCGGCGUACCCUCAGACACCGCUACGACGCUGUGGCUUACCGUGAUCGGGCGUGAAGGGCUUGUGAAGGGCCGUGAUGUAGUCUGCUGUGUCGCCCGUGUGUCAGUUUCUCCUUCUUUGGAUUUGGUUUUGUCUCUCUCCCUCUCGGCGUUGAAUAAGUUUAGAUGCUUUGGUGCCUGAAGUUAUUAUUUUUUUUCUUGAAGUCACUUAGUUCUUGUGUUUUUUCCCUCUUCUGCGGUUCGUGGUAUUUUUAAGAGAGGGACAUCAUAUUUGUUUUCUGUUCAGUGUUCUCCUACUCCUGUUCUUCCUCCUCCUCUAUGUUUCAAUAUAUUUUUAGAUUAUUCCCUAGUUGUACGUACUUUAACCUGCAUGUAUAAUUAGUUGUAAGCCAUUUUUAUAUAUUCAUAACACAAGUUUCCUAUUUUUAUAGCUUAAGUUGCAUCAUAUUUUUAUCAGUAUUGCUUGAUUACGUAUAGUAUCUGUACAUGACUUGAUCUCUUUUCGUACGAGACUACAAAGGAUCGUAUGACGUCAGCGGCAACGUCUCACAAACAAGAAGGAAGGGGAUCAGCAGCACUAGCCACAGAAACGUUAAGUGGUGGUCAUGAUAGGUAGACUGUGUUCAGGUGUGUGUGUGUGUGUGUGUGCCUGCCCUCUGAUUAACCUGCUGAAGAGUGCCGCAGGUAGUGACAGGGCAGAAGGGUUUAUGGGUAUGAUUUAUGUUCCCGAGGCAUCGCAUUAACAUAGUUGUUUCACCCGUAUGUCUGUAUAGUUGUUGUCAGUGCCAGACCAGGAUGUAAGGGUGUAAGAAUACGUCCACCUUUGAUCUAUUAGCGAGCAUUUUCCACGGGUAAAAAUAUCAAAUUAGCAGGAUGGAAAAUGCAGCGUUUUACCUCUCUCUGGUUUUCGUGGAAGAGCGAUGACUUUUUGCAUCGGUUUGGAGCGUAAUGAUUUUUCUGUUCGUUAUUUUCCGCACGUUAUGUUCCCGUGUGUCGCCGUGUGCGUGGCUGCGAGACACCAACACUUAGCGACCACGAGAAGGUGAAACAUGACGCCUCGCAGGAUAAGUGUGCCUCGCGGGGUCACGAGUUAGCGUCAAGACACCACUUGUUGAGCCUGGCGAUGCUUCCUUGAAGGGCUCUUUAAUGCCACUGGGAAUGAGUGCUAAAUAUCUUGAAUCUUUAUAUCCUCAGUGAUUUCCGGGAGCUGGCGGUGUCCAUUCACCUAAAAUGAAAGAGAUUGGGAUGUUCGAGUUUAUAUUUGAGGUCAAUUUUGUCUUUUAGGCCAGAAUAAAACGAAUUGAAGUGGUUCGUGUGAUCAGUGGCAGUCGUUUCCAUCCAUCGCGGGGAUCAAAGACGAUUAGAAAAAGUAAGAUGUUUGUGUGUGUGUGUGGGGGGGGGGGGUACUCCUUUAGGCUGUUGGCAAAGGCUGAAACGAGAUACUAAUACAUUUUCCAAGGUAAUCGUUACUGGAACCUGUUUAUAGUUUCUUCCCAGACUUCGUUUAGCUGAGAAAAGUCGGAAAGCUUAUACAAAAAAAAAAAAUCAUGGUCCUGUUGAGUCAAAGCAGCAAGACAUGCGUAGUUCUUAUCCUGCAUCAGAUAUAAUAAAACGAGGGAGUUUUUCAAGCCAUUCCUUCCUUGUUUGUUUGUGCCGUGAGUUGCCGCGACACAGGCCUAGGUAGUGUAAUACUUUGAUUUAAGGGGCAGCCUGAUUUAGAUGUAACCAUUUGUGUGUAAUACCCGAUCACUUCUUGUUCUUUAGUGUUUUAAGUUAGUGUAGGUUUCUGCUAAGACUAUUUACCUACCCACUGAUGAAGUUUCGUUUGUUUUAGGCUUGACAACUUUCUGAUUGACAAGGAGAGACAUGUAAAUAUAAGUAGAAUAAAAAAGCUUGUAAUAAUUAGGGGUACAACUCUCUAAUCUUUUCCAUUUCUUCAUUUUUUUAGGGUGAGUUAGAGGGUCAUAUAUUUUUAAACAUUUCCGAGCACAAAGUCACGCAUUUGGCAAGGCUUUCGUAGGCGUGGGACAUUUCCAGAGGGAGUUUUAUGACCCUUUUGGUAGUUUGAUCAUUCUUCUGUACCGUGAACCUAAAGAAACGCUCAUUGGAACCCCACUGAUCUCCGUUUGAUCUGGCUUUCGAAGGAGUCUGGGGCAUUUCCAGAGGUAGUUUUAUAACCCUCUUGCUCGCCUGAUCAUUCCUCUGUACCGUGAACCUAAAGAAACUCACUGAAACUCGACUGAUCUCCUUCCAACUUGGCUUUCGUAGGAGUUUGGGGCAUUUUCAGAGGUAGUUUUAUGACCCUCUUGCUCGCCUGAUCAUUCCUCUGUACCGUGAACCUAAAGAAACAGUCACUGGAACCCAAUUUAUCUAUUUUUUGGCCUUUUGAAAUACUUGAUACGAGAGUUUGAAGUUUCUUAGAGUAUCGAUCAUUGUCUAUACAGUUUUAAUUCAGGUUUUCCCACACUGAUUCUGUUCCUGGUUAUUAACAAAGGUUCAAAUUCCGUUUAAGUGCUCUAGCUAACGUUCUAUGACCUCUUUCGUGCACCUGAAUGAUGAACUGUAUUUGUAGUGUUAAUUUAUAUAAUGUUUACUAUAAAAAUGUUGUGAAAGAGUA
Molecule: messenger RNA, 3490 nt
Organism: Eriocheir sinensis (Chinese mitten crab)
Lineage: Eukaryota; Metazoa; Arthropoda; Malacostraca; Decapoda; Varunidae
Exons: 5
Coding region: 241-930 (229 amino acids)
Source: RefSeq, a predicted model, not a curated record